UCCAUAGCCUCGACUUCAUCAUCACCGCGAAACGUCAAAAAAGCAGGAAUAAAAUGGAAAAAUAUUCAUCAAAGAAGAAAUCCGCGUCUUUGAUAGAACAAUUUUGCUCAGUUACUGGGGCAUCGAAGGAUAUUGGGGGUCAGUUGCUGGAGGCAUGUAAUAAUAACUUGGAGCUGGCUAUCAACAUGCACAUGGAAGGGGGCGGUGAAACACAGACACCUGGACCCAGCAAUUUAGAUGCAGUUCGAGCCCCAAUACCACAGACAGAGGAGGUCCUAAUAGAUGAAGCCCCUGCAUAUGCCGCAUACAACAGAAGGAAGCGGAAAGCUCGGUCUGUGUUUGAUGGCUUCAGAGACUUCCAGGCAGAAGCAAGACAGCAGGAGGAGGAGCUAAUGGCCGGGGGAUCUGGGGCCCGCACACGCAAAACUCGCACCCUACAGGACCUCUUUAGGCCGCCUCUAGAUCUCAUAUACAAGGGAACAUUCGCCAAUGCUCGUGAGACUGGCAAGACACAGGGUCGAUGGUUGAUGGUAAACAUACAGAACGUGCAGGAGUUCUCCUGUCAGGCGCUCAACCGUGACAUCUGGAGCAACUCGGCUGUCAAGGCUCUCAUCAAGGACAGCUUCAUCUUCUGGCAGGUAUAUCAUGACAGCGAGGAGGGUCAGCGUUACCGCCAGUUCUAUAAGGUGGAGGGCUGGCCUUACGUGGCUGUCCUGGACCCUACCACUGGCGAAAACCUCAUCUCAUGGAACAAGAUUCAACCAGUGACAUUCUGUGAUAUAAUUGUAGAAUUCUUGAAGAAACACCCACACAUUGAAGGAUUGUCUCCUACACAGCCAAAUAAGAGACAAAAGAGGGAGGACAGUCUGAUGGAGGCAUCGGAGGACGACCAGCUGCAGGCGGCCAUCACAGCCUCCCUGACACACCUCAGCAAGUGCCAAUCCGUCCAUACACCUGCCCCUGACACUGACUCGGAUAUCAGUGACCUUGAAACAUUCACUGACUCCAGUGAUGAUGCCCACUCCCCACACAAAACUCGGGCACGCAGGAGCUCGGGGAACCAAGGAUCCCCAGUGAAAGGAGCUCCCUGUGGGUCCCAGUCUCCAACACCACGUAGAUCUCCCAGAAGCCAGUCAGACAGUGAUGAUGAGUGCAAUGUCACAUGUGAUAGAGCUAAAAGAACAAGAAAACAGUCUCCUCUAGCCACACAGACCUCAAAUGAAAUAAGUGAUAAAAAUAAAAAAGCUCAAACACCAAGAAAAACAAGAAAUGUGUCACCAUUAACAGUAGUCAGUCAAAGUUGCCAGUCACCAAGUAAAGGAUCUCCUAGUAAGAAGCAUAACUCAUCCCCAUCAAAUCCACAGCCAUCAUGCUCACCAGCCAAAUCAAAGAGUAUCCACAAUGAUGUUCACCCUGCAGUUAUUGAUAACAUCCGGCGGACCUCCCUGUCUGAGGAUGAAGACAGCAGGAACGUGUCAGAAAUGACAGAGACAUCUGGGACCAGUGAGCCAGUGGAGAGUGACCGCUCCCUGAUGGAUGUGGCAGCCGACCGCAGGGAUUACAGAAAAUUCCUCGGCCCAGAAACAGAUGAGAAGAUGACACUGAUGCUGCGACUGCCCGAUGGAGAGCGGGACAAGCUGACGUUAGCGGUGUCGUCCCAACUUCUGGCUGUUGUCCUCUAUGUGGGAUCCCGGGGAUAUUCCAACGAGCGUUAUGAGCUGGUGACCCAUUUUCCCCGACGUCACCUCUCCACCCUGGACUUCGACUCCAGCCUCAGGGAUGUAGGCCUUCACACUCAGGAAACGGUGUUCAUCCAGGCCAGGACGUAACACACAACUGCUCAGUGCUCUCAGAUUAUUACAAUUUUUAAAUAUUGACUUGGCACAGUUAUUUAUUGUCAAAAAGGAGAUUUGUUACUUACAUUGCAUUUUUAAACCCAAAACGUUGUUCCAUCAGUUUGUGUAAAUUUGCCUUCAGUUCUGAACCAUUACCAGUACUUCAGCUGCUAACACUUCCUGUAUGAAGUAACAGCACUUUUUAGUUUGCAUUUUUACACUUAUUUGAGAAUCAAAAUGAAUUUGGUUUCAAGUUGUAUAGCAUAAAAUGGAACAAUAUCUUUAAACUUACUAUUUACAUUGAUCACUAUAUUUUUACCUCAAAGUGCUCUCUUUUUAUUUUUGAAGUAGAUAUUUUGCAAUUCUUCAGUAAGUUUAUUUAUCUGCGUGUUUAUGGCGUGUUCCAAUUAUUAUAAAUUUUUUUGUUCAUCUUUAAUAUUGUAUUCAUUCAUGGAUGUUGAUAGCAUGAAUGAUAUUUGAUUGACAUUUUCAUGAAAUAAAUUGAAUGUUAACAAUCUGUUAAA
Messenger RNA from Mya arenaria, 2359 nucleotides. RefSeq names its product UBX domain-containing protein 7-like. The record is from RefSeq and is a predicted model, not a curated record. Gene Ontology annotation, molecular function: ubiquitin binding. Gene Ontology annotation, biological process: proteasome-mediated ubiquitin-dependent protein catabolic process. The transcript has 10 exons. NCBI's taxonomy places the organism in Eukaryota, Metazoa, Mollusca, Bivalvia, Myida, Myidae. The coding region runs from base 54 to 1829 and encodes 591 amino acids. Gene Ontology annotation, cellular component: nucleus.